GGCUGCAGUCGACGCUGUCUCCCUGCGGCAGUUUAACUUGUGUAAAGAUUCACAUUUACCGUGUUGUUGUUGUCGUUUACCGGCGCGGUUUACCGUCAACAUGUCGCACACCGUCAUCACCACGACAACAACGACCAGGACGUCCAGCGACGGCGGACUGAACAUGGGCUACACCCGGACCAUCCCGGGACUGAUGAAGAUAGGACAGAUCCUCGCCCUGCUCGUCGCCUUCGUGUGCGUGCGUUGUGUUCGUGGUUGGCCCAACUGGGCGGCCAUCCAGUACUUUGAGGUGGUGGCGCUGUGGUUCCUCAUCGCCUUCCUCAUCUUCUUCCUCAUGCACCUGUUCAGGCUGCAGCAGAAGAUGCCCUGCAUCAACUGGCCGCUGACGGAGUUCUUUCAUUACUCCGUCGGGACCGUCCUAAUCUUCAUCGCCUCCAUCGCUGCUGCUGUGACGAGUGGAGGAGUUUCAGCGCUGGUGGUCGCAUCGGUGUUUGGGUUCAUAGCGACGUUCCUGAUGGCCGUUAGUUUGUGGACGUCUUACAGUGUGACCUGCGGCUCUCAUCAGACCGGUGCAGCGGUGUAAGGAGCGCUCUGUCAUGAGUUACCCAGACGGCUGUGACGGCAGUUUGCUGUGUCCUGGUCAUUUUUCUGCCUAGCAACCGCCUGGAUAAUGAACCUGACUGGAUUAUAAUUCACACUGCGGAGGUAACGGAGCAGCUGUUCCAGGACCAGCCGUCGUUUUGAAACGUAAAUAUCCCCGACCGUCGACUCUGAUGGGACCGUAGAUACAGUAUUACUCAGAUAUACAGAAUACAUUUACUUAAGGACACAUUUUCAUGUUAAAGGUGCUCAGUCACAUUUUAACCAUCAGUGUAUUAGUAAAAUCAACGAAUGACACUGCAGUGCGAACACUCCCUCAACUACAUUUCCCAUCAUCCCCUGCUGUUUCCCGCCCCGACUUUCCCUCCUGGAAAUGGUAGACAUGUUUGUUUUUUAGUUUUCCCUCCUUCCACCGUCUGCUACUGAAGAUUUAGAGAAGCUUUUUAGAAAAGUUGAAGCUGCUUCAGCUCUUGAAGAACAGCGCCCUCUGCCUGUUGUGCCAUAAAACAAUCCAGACAUUUUCCCGCCAAAAUCUCACACGUGUCAGAGUGCAGCCGCAGUCACAAGUCGCCUCUUUGUUUCACUUCCUCGGUGGUUUACAGCUUGAUUUGCUCGAUUCGUCAUCAGAUAUCUCAUCCAUUCCAGCUUUUUACAUUCUUUCCUCUAGCUCAGAAAAAAACACACUGGACCACGGAUGUAUUGCGCUCUUUUUUAAAAAUCACCUUUCUUAAAUGCCCAGCACUGACAAUGCACAGUAUAGCCCUGUUAGCCAGCGAAGCUAAUUUUUGUUAGCACACUUCUAUCAUGCUACAGUGUGCUAACAAACAUUAACACGCUGACAUUUUACAGAAAACAACAUGCAUGCUAAUGACUUUGUUAGCAUGCUAAAACAUAACUCAGGGGCUAAUGUGUGCUAAAAAAAAAACAAUGGCAUGCUCGAAUUUAUGUGAAUUGAAACAAAAGGAAACAUUAGCAUGCUAACAAUGCAAAAACAAACACAAAACUAGGAAAAAGUGCUGCUUUUCUCUGUUAUUAAAGAUAAAUCUGGUGGUAAUCAAUAUUUUUGUUAUUGUCAACAAACCAAAUCAAAACUGAUCUACGAAGAGGUCUGUCAGAAACACUCACUCAGCACCAAAAUGUGCAUUAAUCCGCUGCUGAAAAUAGUCCCCACACUGUGAAAUCUGACAUUUUGAUCUUCCCUAAAAUAAUCUUGGAAAC
Molecule: messenger RNA, 1818 nt
Organism: Plectropomus leopardus (leopard coralgrouper)
Lineage: Eukaryota; Metazoa; Chordata; Actinopteri; Perciformes; Serranidae
Gene: cmtm7
Product: CKLF-like MARVEL transmembrane domain containing 7
Cellular component (GO): membrane
Source: RefSeq, a predicted model, not a curated record